CGGUAUGUCUGGGAUUGGCUGAAGGCAAAUCGGUGGUGAGAGAUGGUCAUUUAACAUUAUGUUGGUCGACGCAGAUCUGUGCAACGAGUGCACCCAUCGACAAAAGACCGGACCAAAAUUCAUUUUAAGCAGGCACAUGUCAAGGAAGUCCCAAUCAACAUGGUCAUAUGCCUUUUCGAAGUCUAUGAAGAGGAUCGCAGCUUGGACCCUCCGUUGGUGGGCAUAUUUGAUGGUCUCAUUGACCAACAGGAUAUUAUCCUGGAUGUUCCGAUUGGGCACGAAUCCUAGUUGGAGAGACAGUACCAAGACCUGACGCAACAGCAUCAGGAGUUGGCAAAGCUCCGCCGCAUAGUGCAGAGCCACGAGGAUGCAACUCGGGCACUCAAUGCCCGAUUGCUGGACCUGGAACAGGCCGUACAAGGACCAGCUGCUGGGGCUUCCAGCAAUGCACCCUCUAGCCGCCAACUGGAGGACUGCGUUGACCAUGUAGUGGCAAUGCUCGGCGACAUCAGCACUUUCGCUGCGCCGACCACCACCAUCAGCAGUCAACUGCAUACAUUGAAGACCGAGGUCCAGCAGCUGCAGUCGACGAACGAGGACGACAAUCCGAAGAUGUACAAGAUACCAACUUUCAACCUAGAGAGGUUCGACGACUACACGCAGCAGGAUCCGGUCCUCUGGUGGGAAGCAUUCACAACGCAACUCAGGAUUCCGCCCGUAGCCAAGCAUGCGUACAUCAGCGCCCUGUUGCUGAACUCAAAGGGCGCAUGCCAAACCUGGUUGAGCCACCUGGCAACCUCCCACGGCGUCGACGUACCAGACUUGAAGGAAAAAAUCACAUGGGAGGAACUGACACGGCUAUGGAAGAAGCGGUUCAUCGUCGACGACGCGCCGACACUCGCCAUCAACCGUUUGUUCACCAUGUCACAGGGCAACACUGCAACACGGGAUUGGCUCACAGAGUGGCAGAAGAUUGCGGCAGUGCCCAAUCUGGAUCUGCCUUUCACUCAUCUCAGACGUGAGUUCUACAAUAGGUCAUGUGCUGCAUUGAGCCAGGCCCUUGGUGAUCGCGAGCAAUACUCCACUUUCACCGAGAUUAUCGACAAGGCGAGAGAGAUCAUCAAGACCAACAGGUCAGCUGCACACGAGAAAUCAACAUGGCAGCCGACCUAUGUGGAGAAGGUACGAACUGGUCCGCGACAGCAGCACUUCGCUGCAGUCCAGCAGCACAGUGGAAAUAACCCAGCAGCCACUCCAGCAUCAGGUGACGGAGAUCAGGUGGCUGCUGUCCAGCCGCGAAGCAACAACAAGUCCCGCAACAAUGGGAAGGCGAAACCAGCAUCGCAGGCUGGAAAUGGACCACUUCCAUGGGUCAAGUUCGGCUUGACCGAGGCGGAGUACAAGGUCCGCGGCCGCUACGGCAGCUGCUAUUGGUGCAACAGCACCAAGCCCAAGACCUCCUUGUGCCAGGAUCAGGGCAAGGAGGAUGUGCGACCCCGCCUCAACUCGGGAAACUGAGCUCCGCGGAAGUACCAGCUCCGUUGAUGGACGCCGGAACAAAGGUUGUCGACCUUC
Molecule: messenger RNA, 1575 nt
Organism: Chara braunii
Lineage: Eukaryota; Viridiplantae; Streptophyta; Charophyceae; Charales; Characeae
Source: the annotation of a GenBank genome assembly